GAAGUUUUCACCCAUCGUUAUCUACCGAUACUAAACACUUCAUGUCAUGAGUCCCGGUUCCUUCUCUUGCGGUUGAGGGCAAUAUUCCUGUUCUCCAGUCACUAUAGCUAUGUUGUCACAGUCUUAACUCCCUGUUCUUGGAGGCUUAACGUGUGCACUAGAGAAAAAAAUCCAUUCCAAAAGUUGCUGGGUUAAUGGGUGUACGUGAAUAUCGUUCAUUAAAACAGUGUCAGAUUCCGAUAACUGAUGACAGGAAGUCAUGAGAACAAUUUCUCUUGUAGCGUGGAAGAAAAGGUGUUCUUUGAAUCUCUUAGUAUCUGACUAUUCCCUAAUGGUCCCACACGGUCAAUCCUCAUAUGUUCGGUUAGAGAAGCUCCGUGAAUUUGAUAUCGCUAGGUGGGUAUCUCUCCCGCAAACCGUGAAUAUCGAUACCUUCGUCAUUGAAAGCAGGCCAGCUUUCUGGAUGAAAGAAUGUGUUUCAUUUCUCAGACUCACGGUUACUGCUAUCUUUGACAGAUUAAAAGCGAAAGAUCGUUAUGACUUCUCUGAAACUGGCACAAGUCCACCCUCUUUCCGUGAGCAUCGAUUCUUGAUUAGAAUAUACGUGCAAAAAGUCAAACCAUGGGUGACGAACUUCCCAACGUCAUUCAGUGGCAAGUUGCAACAACGUGGUUCUAUUUCCCAUGCUUUCGAGGAUAUCGGACCCAUGUUGAACGGCUGGAAAGUGCCAUCGAUGAUGCUGAUAGCUCGAACUACGCCAUAUACCAAUACUGCCCCUUCCUUUCCCCUUUCUCAUGGGGUGUCCUCAUUUUUGUCCAUCACCCAGUCGACUCCGACAUGCCUACUACUUUGGCCAUUGCUCGUGACGAGCUGGUCAGGCUCCGAGAGGUUGCCAAAUACCAUGAAGAAAUGGAUACUUGGUCGAACUAUGAGCCGAGUCGUCGCCCGAGUUCCAGAUAAGACAUCGAACAUGAGACCAUCUGGACUCGGAAAGCAUGAACAAGCUGAAUAA
Molecule: messenger RNA, 1012 nt
Organism: Aspergillus ibericus CBS 121593
Lineage: Eukaryota; Fungi; Ascomycota; Eurotiomycetes; Eurotiales; Aspergillaceae
Exons: 3
Coding region: 260-1012 (250 amino acids)
Source: RefSeq, a predicted model, not a curated record